ACUUUUUUAAAUUAAAUUGCACUUCCAGAGAAGAUAUUACUUAGUUUGCCCCGAAAGCAGUUACAAGAAUCGAUCAAAAAAUUUGCGUUUAUGGUAUGGACAAUCCCAGGAUAUGAAGACGUAGUUUGGUUUGAAGUGGAUCUGAAAGAAAGCAAUUAUCACUGGUAGGAGUUAUUCAAUUGAGAAGUUAUAUCUUAACCCACAAACAUAUGUCAAUGUAUAGCACAGUUAAAACUAAUCUUACUCUGCAUAUAUAACCCAACAUAAAAUGGACAUAAUGUGCAAACAUUUAGGGAUAGCACAUGAAAAGGUGUCACCUAGAAGCUCCAAACGAAAGCGAUCCCUAAUAGUCUAAGCAACAGAACAACUCAAGCGGUCAACACUAAAAUAGUUAAAAUAAUAUCCAAGAAAACUCAAGAAUCGAUGUGAAAUCGUUAAUCAAAAUUUAAUUGCCUUAAAUUGGAAGUUUUUAAAGUGUGUUAAGAGCUAGAUAACUCUAACAAAAAAGUCCAAGCGUUUAAUGCAUACUGAAUAGUGUGGAAUUUUAAAUGUAAUUUACCAGAUGCAAGUCGCUGAAUUUGUAUCAAAAUAAAAAGAAGAAUAUUUUAUAAACAAAGACUCGCCUUUUUUGACUGGGCGAAAACCAAAGCGAUGCUAAUUGGCGAAACCCGUUCAAAGACAAUGCACAUAAAUGCUUAAUUUAUUAAGGAAGCUCGAUGCGGAGAACUGGUUUUGUUCCCAGGAACGGUUGCGUAAGAUCUUUUGAGUUGGAACUCCUUAUAUAAGCCGGGUUAUGGAGCAGUCAAGGACAGAGAAGACAUUGGAGUUAAAGUUGCAAGAUGUUUAAGCCGUGUUAUUCCUUGGCCGCAGUGCUGCUGUGUUUCGUCUUCACCACAGGGCAGGUUGUGCCAAAUUCAGAAAUCGGUAGGAUUACCAUCCAAGUGCCGUUGCUGUCCAAUGGAAAGCCCGUGAUCGUGGCCAAUCAGGAUAGGGAAGAAGUGGCCACCGUGGAGGAGAUCAAGCCGGGAAAGGUUCAUGUCGUCCAGGAGGUGGUGGUGCCACCUACAGUGAAGUCGGAUAACAAAGUCCGUAUGACCAGAUCUGUCUCAAAUUCCGGACAAUAUAAUCAUGGAAUUACGAAUCGAGGAAUACCUAAUGACGGUAUCCCUAAUCCUGGUAUUCCCAACCAUGGUAUUCCGAAUCCUGGCAUCCCCAAUCACGGAAUCCCAAAUCGAGGAAUACCUAAUGAUGGUAUCCCCAAUCCUGGUAUUCCCAACCAUGGUAUUCCGAAUCCUGGCAUCCCCAAUCACGGAAUCCCAAAUCCAGGAAUACCUAAUGAUGGUAUUCCCAAUCCUGGUAUUCCCAACCAUGGUAUUCCGAAUCCUGGCAUCCCCAAUCACGGAAUCCCAAAUCGAGGAAUUCCCAAUGAUGGUAUUCCCAAUCCUGGUAUUCCCAACCAUGGUAUUCCGAAUCCUGGCAUCCCCAAUCACGGAACUCCCAAUCCUGGCAUCCCCAAUCCCGAUGCCUCCGAACUUAUGCCGGUCGUUGUAAUGCCCCCAAGUCAAACCACCGACUCACCCGCAUCACCAUCGGCUCCCAAGCGAGUGCCAACUAGGAACUGCUUCCACCUUUUGAUGGGAGGCAUGACAACCCAGUCCCCAGGGAAUAUGAUGACAAUGACGCCGCCAACGAUGGAGAACUGCGAUGAGCUGUGCACCAAGCUCGAAUACUUGCCUAUUUGUGCCCACAACGGGAUCUGCGUCCAUGAGUUUGCCAAUCAGUGCGUGAUGGACACCUUCAAUUGCAAACACCGGGAUUUGAGCUUCCGAGCCGUGGACGAGGAUGUAUGCAGACUGGGAGUUUGUAUGAGGCGAUGCAAGGAGGACGAAUUAAAGCUGUAAAAUACCCUAUUAUACGAGUUAAAUA
Messenger RNA from Drosophila takahashii, 1926 nucleotides. RefSeq lists its product as uncharacterized. Lineage: Eukaryota; Metazoa; Arthropoda; Insecta; Diptera; Drosophilidae. Gene Ontology annotation, molecular function: protein binding. The record is from RefSeq and is a predicted model, not a curated record.